Messenger RNA from Priapulus caudatus, 363 nucleotides. RefSeq lists its product as uncharacterized. The record is from RefSeq and is a predicted model, not a curated record. Lineage: Eukaryota; Metazoa; Priapulida; Priapulimorpha; Priapulimorphida; Priapulidae.
CUGUAAAACUGAAGCCAAGGGUUGAAAAACCUAAACUGCCUGUGUUUUGUGGGGAUGUUCGGGAAUACUGGACGUUCAGAGAAGAUUUCAAACACAUGGUGGACCCAUUGUAUGAUCCCAGAGAUGCUGUGUCAAUAUUGAGGACAAGUUUGAUGGGUAAACCCUUAGACAUGUUAAAGGGGAUCGGAACUGACUAUGCUGCCUGCUGGGAGUACCUAGACCUAUAUUACGGAGAUCCAAGAAUAAUCUCAGAUGCCAUAACCCAGGACAUUACUAAAUUCAGAGGGUUAAGAGAAGGAGAAGAUGGUCGAUUUUGUGAGCUCACCCAUCUUGUCAGAAGAUGCCACAACAUAUUAAAGCAAG